UUUUUUUUUUUUCUUGGUAAAUUAUACUUUUUGGAACAUGCAGCAAGGCAGUACAAAUCAGCCCCGGGCCGCACUUUGGACACCCCUGUUGUAAAGGACCAGCACCUUUUUGAUCUACUCAUUUGUGGUCAAUGGCACCUGCGGAAGUCCAACACACAAGCUAGCCCCGCAGGAUGCAGGAACAAAUAAAACAGGUGCUACAGCUGUUUAUGCUUUUGGGAAAGCAAAGUCAGGGGGGGAUUUUGGUCCUCUUUUGGGUGGAAUCUGGAGCAGCAAACUGCGCUGUUGCAGCUGCUGGUCCCAAGUGGAGAGGCGUCCGAAUGGAAGCACUCCAAAGUGUCCUUGCGGAUUUGAAGUUUCUCGGUUCAGGACACGUUGCUGGGCCUGACCCAGAGGAACUGUGCGCUUUCACCGACGUGCACGGCUGCCUGAGAUUACUGCUGUCCUUUCAGGUAAAAGACAUGAGAUCUUUCACUCCUGAGUGGCUGGCUCGUAUCAAAGCUUUCCUGCACACAUUCAGUCUGGCCAACGCAGAGACUAGAGUGCACCUGCGAUGCAACGUCCCUCAGCAGAGCAUCCAGCAAGAAUUCAGAGCCACCUUUACGAGGAAAGUUAAACUGGCAGAGCAGCAUUCAUUGAUGUUGGACGUCACCUGCAGGUCCAAUGCCAACAAGCUGGGGGGCAAGAGGGGAGUCUGGUGUCAUGGCGGCCACCCCGUCCUGGGCAGCAGGUUGCCCCUCAGCAUUCCACCUGAAGCCAUGGACCGCGGCCUGUACGGCGAGCUCAGCACGCAGCUUGUUACUCUGCUGUCCCCUUGUCUGCUGCAGUACCCCAAUUUGGAAGCCCGACUCACGCACGUACAAAUAUCCUUUCCCGGACACAUCAUCUCACACGAAAGCCACACCAAGCAGUGUUCCUUGACUCGUGGUCAGGUGUUGGCAUACAGCCCCGCCAAUGUUCCCAUCACAUCCCCAUUACCCUUCCUCAGAAACCUUCCAGCUCAUUUGGACUGCCAGGAAGAAGGCCUGCGUGUCCUUAGCAGCCCCUCCUACACAGAGCCAUCACACGAUGGAAGCGUUGUGUACACUGUGGACCAAGAAACAAGUCAGACUCCGAAGGAAAAAUUACAUUCGCAUCCUAUAGAACAGAAACUGUUGGUCUUCCUCUUCCUGCAGCACACCGACCCCUUCGCCUCGCAUCUUUCUGACUUCGUGGUCACGGAGGUCCUGAUUGAGCGCCACCUGGAGGAGAUUCUGAACAACAACAGGAGGGCGAUCACUGCCACGCUGCAGGAAGAGACCAAGAGAAGCUGCUUUCAGCUACUGAGGUCAUUCUUAGCUCCACCAUCAACAUCGUGAGCUGCAGCACCAACCUAGACUUCAGGAAGGCCUGUAUGAAUCACAUGCAGGUACAAGACACUCACCAGCUGUCGGUCUCUCUCCGUGAAGCCUUGCUGAGGGUGUCAGUGUGGAGGUGUGUCCCUAAGAGCAAGUGCUACUCUGCUCA
Dunckerocampus dactyliophorus (ringed pipefish) is the source of this 1506-nucleotide messenger RNA. RefSeq names its product DUF4554 domain-containing protein (gene top6bl). Gene Ontology annotation, biological process: meiotic DNA double-strand break formation. NCBI's taxonomy places the organism in Eukaryota, Metazoa, Chordata, Actinopteri, Syngnathiformes, Syngnathidae. Bases 174 to 1358 code for a protein of 394 amino acids. The transcript has 12 exons. The record is from RefSeq and is a predicted model, not a curated record.